UUAAACUACAUCGAUUCUACCGAAUAAACAUCGAUUUUUGCUCCAGCUCUAGUACGUACUACGUGUAAUUAUCGAAUAGCCAAUCUCGAUGGCAAGGCAAACAACUUCGUUCGGCUAAAAUAACUCGGCUAAAUUUCAGCGUCGACGAAAGCAAGUCAAUAUUUUCGGAAAGCGAAGCAGAGCUCCACCGAUACCAAGUGAUACCUUUUCCGAGAGCUACGGCAUUUUAUGUUAAGUUGAGGGGCAAGCAGAGAUCUCGACCAAAAUUAACAUAUUCUUGGAAUCCAUCAGCCAGCUGGCGGCCCUGGCGACCUCAAGCGGCAUCAUGCAGCUUCUCUUGUCCUCCGUUUGCAUGGCGCUGACCAGCGCGGUGAUCGGGAACGCUUAUUACCAGAAGCAGCAGUUCUAUCCGGCGGUGGUCUACAUAACGAAGUCGAACUCCUCCAUGGCGGUCAUCUACAUACAGUUUUUAGUGAUUGUAUUAAUGUUUGGCAAGCUGCUGCGCAAGAUCUUCCUGGGCACGCUUCGCGCCGCCGAAUUCGAGCAUCUGUUGGAGCGCUUUUGGUACGCGCUCACGGAAACCUGCUUGGCGUUCACUGUGUUCCGAGAUGACUUUAAUCCGCGCUUUGUGGCCCUGUUCACAGUUUUGCUAUUUCUUAAAUCAUUCCACUGGCUGGCCGAGGAGCGGGUAGACUUUAUGGAGCGCUCGCCCGUACUCGGCUGGCUUUUCCACAUUCGUGUGGGCAGCCUGCUCACAAUGCUGGGCAUCUUGGACUACGUUUUGUUGAUCCACGCCUACAACUCGACUUUGGUGCGCGGGCCCACCGUGCAACUGGUCUUUGGGUUCGAAUACGCCAUUCUUUUAACCGUAAUAGCCAGCACGGCCAUCAAGUACGUGUUGCACGCCGCCGAAAUGCGCACGGACACGCCCUGGGAAAACAAGGCGGUGUUCUUACUAUACACGGAACUGGUCAUCGGGCUUAUUAAGGUAGUGCUCUACAUACUGUUCGUGGUGAUUAUGGCCAAGAUUUACGCGCUGCCUAUGUUCGUGUUCCGGCCUAUGUUCUUCACCAUACGAAACUUCCGCAAAGCGCUGAACGAUGUGAUCAUGUCGCGGCGUGCGAUUCGAAACAUGAACACCCUCUAUCCGGACGCCACGCCCGAGGAGCUGCGCCAGUCUGACAAUAUCUGCAUCAUCUGCCGCGAGGACAUGGUCAACCAUUCGAAAAAGCUGCCCUGCGGUCACAUCUUUCACACAACGUGCCUACGCUCGUGGUUCCAGCGCCAGCAGACCUGCCCCACCUGCCGCCUGAACAUUCUGCGCACGCCGGCAGUAAACUCCACGGCAAUGCCGCGCGCAGGAGAUGAAGCUGCUGCCGGGAACGCCGCUCCCGCUGCAGCAGGAGCCCAGCCGACUGGUGGAGUGCCUGCUCCAGCUCCCGGUGCUGGAGUGGAUGGAAACCCGGCACGCGCCAACGGUCCGAUGGCCGGAAGUCCAGCACUGCCGCCCAGCAUUGCAGAUCUUAUUGGUGAUGCCACCGGCUUGCCCAACGGAUUGCCCAAUCUGGCUGGUCUCUCGGUACCUCCGCCCCCAGUUAUGCCCCUGCUGUCGCCUUUCAUGAUGCCGCCACAAUUUGGCCUCUUCUCACCCCUUCCGCCGCCGCCAAUCCCACUAGACCUGACCAAAUUCACCGACGAAGAGCUGCGUGCCAUGGAGGGUCACCAACGAGAGCAGAUCGAGCAACGCCUGAAAUUGCUGCAGAACAUAAACCUUAUGCUGGAUUCGGCGGCGAUAAUGAUGUCCCAGUACCAGAGUUUGGCAUCGCGAUUGCAGUUGACUUCAGUGCCGCCAGUUCCCUCGGCAGCUGGAUCUGCCACAGCUCCACCGAACGUGCACGGAGCUUCAGGAUCUAGCGUGUAUGACAAGCCCAGUACAUCGGCCAAGGCGAUGGCCCAGCUGGAGGCUCAUCAGCUACACCCCGCGGGAGCAGAUGCACUGCCCGUGGAGAAGGUAACCAUUGAGGAUCUUGGCGCUGACGCAGACGAGGACGACGUGCCAUCGACUGCCACGGAGGCGGUCAGCCUGCCCAGCUCCGAUGCUGACUUCGAGGAAAACUCAUCUGAGUUGGGCGAGUUGAGAAAGCGCCGCUUGAAGUUCCUGGAGGAACGCAACAAGUCGGCAAGCGGCAACGAACGCACGACAGUGGACUAGGCGCUUCCAAUAUGGCAGACUUAACUCCAAGUGACGACAGCGAAAUCCCUCAUCACACAGAAAACAAACGAAACGUGCUUGCGUUAAUCACAAUUUUCUAUUCUUUUGGCUGGUAUUGAUUGUUCAAAAUCCGCGUCUCAUCCGCUUCACCCUGUCACUGACUUUUAUUCUUUUCUACGGCUUGCGAUAUGGAAAUAAUACGACGAUGGCGACAAAGACGACUAUGAUGCCCCAAACUCACACACUGAAGCGCUGCCGCCCAGUAAAGCGGCGUGUGGAACGAAGGAUCUGAACGUGAGAUUUGUGGCAUCGAAAUUCAAUAUGUAGUAAUACGUAUUGUGUAAAAACUAUUUUAGAGAUGGGAAACUGAUGAUUUGUAUUUAAUAUUACUAUAUGUGUAUAAUUAAUGUGAAAUAUAAUUAAAACGAAAA
Drosophila ficusphila is the source of this 2643-nucleotide messenger RNA. It is a transcript of the gene sip3, whose product is annotated as E3 ubiquitin-protein ligase HRD1. The coding region runs from base 326 to 2212 and encodes 628 amino acids. Lineage: Eukaryota; Metazoa; Arthropoda; Insecta; Diptera; Drosophilidae. The record is from RefSeq and is a predicted model, not a curated record. The transcript is spliced from 7 exons. Gene Ontology annotation, cellular component: cytoplasm.